AUGCCACCAAGGAGAGUCUUACGGACACGGACAGUUAAUCCACCCCCACCUCCACCGAUGCCUACAAACGAGGCUGAAUUAAAUGCACUAAUAGAACAGAGGAUCGCCCAAGCUAUCGCACUGUAUGAGGCAUCCCGUGUCGAACAAAGUGGUGGCACCGGCGGAUCGGGAGGCCAGGGCCAAAGCGGUCCUUCAGGUGGAACAAAUAAUACGGGGUGCACAUUCAAGCAGUUUCUGGACUGCAAGCCACUCAACUACGAUGGCACAGGCGGUGCUGUGGCUUACGUGAGAUGGACUGAGAAAACGGAUUCCACAAUCAGAAUGAGCAGAUGUUCCGCUAAUCAGCAAGUCACUUUCGUUACUGGCUUGUUUCUUAACGAGGCCCUCACAUGGUGGAACUUACAAGUGCAAACUUUGGGUGAUAACGCUGCUUAUACGUUAACUUGGGAGGAACUGAAGGAACGUAUGAGGGAUAAGUAUUGUUCUCGUGCUGAACUCCAGAAGUUGGAGAACGAGUUUUGGACCCUUACCAUGGUCGGAGCUGAUAUCACGGGAUAUACGCAAAGGUUUCACGAUCUGUCCCGCGUGAUUCCUUACCUUGUGACACCAGAAUACAAGCGUAUCGAACGCUACAUCUGGGGACUUUCUGACAAGAUUCGAAGUUUGGUUACUGCAGCUGAACCCACGACUAUUACUCAGGCUGUGACUAUAGCCGUGAGUCUUACUGAAGACGGGGUCAGGAUGAAAGUAUUCGGUGAGAAAGGUGAUGAUAAAAAGGAAACACAUGCCGAGUCUUCCAACCGUGGGAAGAGGAAUUACUCGAAUUUCAAGAAGGGAACCCGCGCCACAAACGACACUGGUCCUAAGAAGUACGCUGGUACUUUACCUAAGUGUGAGCGAUGCAAAUAUCAUCACGUGGGUGAUUGUCGGGUUGUCAAGUGUGACAAGUGUGGCAAGAAUGGCCACCGUGCUGAAUCAUGUUGGGGAACGGGAAAUAAUACUGGAUCGGGAAGUGGAUUUGAUAACAAGAAUGGGAACGGGAAUGGUCGUGGUCAAGGAUGCUUUGGAUGCGGAAGCAAAGAUCACUACAAGAAAGAUUGUCCUAAAGAAAACCAAUCUCGUGGUCGAUCUUUUGUGAUUGGAGCCAAGGAUGCGCGCCAAGACCCUAAUGUGGUCACUGGCUUGGAACCUAGUAAGCUAGAUGUUCCAUAUUCUAUAGAAUUGGCUAACGGUAGACUGAUAGAGACGGGAGAAGUUGUUAAGGAGUGUACCUUAGAACUUGGUGAACAAAAAUUCAAUAUCGAUCUCUUACCCAUUGAAUUGGGUAGUUUCGACGUAGUGGUUGGCAUGGAUUGGCUAUCCAACAAUCGAGCCGAAGUCGUUUGCCACGAGAAGAUAAUUCGACUACCACUACCGAACGAAGAGACACUUGUUAUACAUGGAGAGAAGCGUGACACCCCAUUACGGAUCAUCAAUUGCAUGAAAGCACAGAAAUACUUACGGAAAGGUUAUAUUGCCUUUCUAGCGCAUGUUGUAGACAAGAAGGCCGAUGGACCGAAGUUGACGGAUAUUCCGGUAGUAAAAGAGUUUCCUGAAGUCUUUCGUGAAGACUUGCCAGGACUACCACCUAAUCGACAAGUCGAAUUUCACAUCGACUUGAUACGAGACCGUAUCAAGGCGGCUCGCGAUCGACAAAAGCUUUACGCAGAUGGAAAACGAAAACAAACAUCUUUCGAGGUUGGAGAGAAAGUUUUGUUGAAAGUCUCACCUUGGAAAGGCGUAGCGAGGUUCGGUAAACGUGGAAAGCUUAACCCGCGUUACAUUGGACCAUUUGAAAUCUUAGAGAAGAUUGGCACUGUUGCUUACAAGUUGAAGUUACCAGAUGAACUUAGCAGUGUACACCACACGUUUCAUGUGUCGAAUCUUAAAAAGAGUCCAAUACAAGUAACCGUUACCAUUCCUACGGAUGAAAUUCACAUUGACGACAAACUCCAAUUCACGGAGGAACCUGUUGAGGUCACGGACUGGAAGAUGGUUACUAAAGUCUUGCAAGUGGAUGCAAGUGGUGAAAUAUGA
This is a messenger RNA of Helianthus annuus (common sunflower), 2076 nucleotides long. RefSeq lists its product as uncharacterized. The record is from RefSeq and is a predicted model, not a curated record. Gene Ontology annotation, molecular function: zinc ion binding; nucleic acid binding. Bases 1 to 2076 code for a protein of 691 amino acids. NCBI's taxonomy places the organism in Eukaryota, Viridiplantae, Streptophyta, Magnoliopsida, Asterales, Asteraceae. The transcript has 6 exons.